AUGGAGGACAACGAGUACAUCGUCUCGGUCGUCGCCCUGAUCAUAUCGGUCGUCGCACUGAUCGGGGCAAUCCUGCAGCUCCUCCAGCAAUACUAUGCCUCGGCGAUAGGAUACUCCAGCUGUAACGAGCGAGUUAUGGGCCCCUGGGCCGGCACAAGGAGGAGGAUCUUCCGAUAUUCAGAACUCCGCUUCGAGGUCCGCUUCGAGGCCCCAGUCCUCUUCGUCUGCCCGCCGAGCAACACAAGGGGCCCAGUCCCCAAGCAGGAGGUCAUGUUCCUCAAGGGGACAGAAGAGAGCGAGGCAGACACCAGGUCGCUGCCGUUGACGAGGACGGAGAAGGACAGGCAACAAGCCGAGAAGAAGGAGGUGGAAAAGCUGGGCCGCCAGGCCAGGCUCCACACACACGUGCACACCGCGGACAACGAGCGCGCCACCUGGGCAAUCCUGCUACAGGCCCUACAGCAAAUGGAGUACAGCAGCCACGAGUGGGAGGUCGAGACGCUCAAGCAGGACGUGACACGUGCCGGGCCCAAGGCCGAGCUCCCGGAGUCAGUUCCUGGCUGGGAGUCGCACUCUGCCGUGGUCGCCCUGCAGCCCAAGCUGAGGAGCUGGGACACCAUGCCCGACGCGGUCAAGAAGCCCUACGCGACGACGACCAUCUGCCAUAUUGUCGAGAUUGCGGCCAUGUUGGGCCUGCACUGGAGGGAGUUUGACCGGUCCAACCACAAGUACCUGGCCGAGGGGAACGGGUACCUGCUCACGGGCCACGAGGUCCAGGAUCUGGGCAUCGCCUUCAACUUCCAGAUGUACGGCGGCAACAAGUUCGAGCAGAACCGCAUCAUCCCUACCGAUGAGAUUAAACUGCUGGCUUUCGGAAACGUGUCCACCAUCUACCGGCCAGAGGCGGGCAAGGACGGCAAGGUGCCUUACGACAACGAGGACCCCAAGAACACCUGGGUGCUCCAGUUCGGCAGCACGACGGAGCUGGUCGAAUCGCUCACCCACUUUGGCUGCAACUCCAAGACGACAAACUACUUCCGUGACCCGCAGAAGAAGCACGCCCAUCUUUUCCCUGUGGUCUUCGAGGUUCUUGGUAUGAUCGCGAAGCCCAUGUACAUCGAGAACACGUACUACCGCUACCUGCCCAACCCGACGACGUACAGCUGGAACAAGAAGAACUUUUCCCUCCCCAAGCUGAUCCUCGAGUUCAACCGCGCCGUCAACGACGACGACAUCGCACCCGAGACGGACCACCUGGUGCAGCUGCGGAAGUGGGUCUACGACGUUGCCAAGCACCUCCAGAACAAGAAGGCCUGGCGCGACGACAGCGUGUUCCCCAUGACCCUCCUGCGGGCGCUGCACGAGGCCAUCGCCAAGUGCGACAAGUAUCUGAAGGACGAGGGUGCCGAUCUUGUGUCCCUGGUCAUCCGCGAGCACGUCCAGGAGAUCAUGCGCCUGCUUAACACGCGGGCACCGUCUUCGUCCAGCGACAGCGGUGACGAGUCGACACUGUCGGCGCGGGAGAACCAGACUUUCGACGAGCUCAACUCGGCGGGCCCGGAGGAGAAGCAGCAGAAGUUCAUGGACAUCUACUUCACGACGGUGGCGCAGGCGGUGACGCGCAACUGCCACGAGGUGCUGCGCAAGAAGAACAGCACGCGGUACGUGCACUCGCCGUCGCAGUCGAGGGUGGACCUGGGCAUGGCCGCGACGCCCGACGACGCGGCGACAACGGUGCGCGACAGCGUGGGGUCGGAGCUCAGCGGCUCGAAUCCGAACGAGAAGGCGGACGCGGCGGAGGUGCAGGUGCAGCCGAGGCGGUCGUCGACGCCGCAGCUGCUUGUGACGCCCGGCCACCCCCGCGAGGGGGAGGGCAUGGCGCGGCUCAAGAGGAUGUCGACGACGCUGCACGAGCAGCUCACAGGCAACGUGUGGUGCACGCUCGUGUUCCGGAUGCUGUGCUGGCUGCUGCUGCACGACUUCCACAAGAAGGACGUGCAGAUCAGCAAGAGCGAGCUGUACGGGAGCCGGCUGCCCGUCUACAUUGUUUAG
Diaporthe citri is the source of this 2052-nucleotide messenger RNA. RefSeq lists its product as uncharacterized. NCBI's taxonomy places the organism in Eukaryota, Fungi, Ascomycota, Sordariomycetes, Diaporthales, Diaporthaceae. The record is from RefSeq and is a predicted model, not a curated record. The coding region runs from base 1 to 2052 and encodes 683 amino acids. The transcript has 2 exons.